Molecule: messenger RNA, 981 nt
Organism: Chrysochloris asiatica (Cape golden mole)
Lineage: Eukaryota; Metazoa; Chordata; Mammalia; Afrosoricida; Chrysochloridae
Gene: KCNK15
Product: potassium channel, subfamily K, member 15
Exons: 2
Coding region: 1-981 (326 amino acids)
Biological process (GO): potassium ion transmembrane transport; stabilization of membrane potential
Cellular component (GO): membrane
Molecular function (GO): potassium ion leak channel activity
Source: RefSeq, a predicted model, not a curated record
AUGAGGAAGCAAAGUGCGCGCACCGCCGCGCUCAUCCUGUGCAUCCUGUCGUACCUGCUGGUGGGCGCCGCCGUCUUCGACGCGCUUGAGUCCGAAGCAGAAAGCAGUCGCAAGCGGUUGCUGGACCAGAAGCGGAGCGAAUUCCGGAGGAAGUACGGCUUCUCAGCAGAGGACUACCGCGAGCUGGAGCGCCUGGCGCUACAGGCCGAGCCGCACCGAGCCGGUCGCCAGUGGAAGUUCGCCGGCUCCUUCUACUUCGCCAUCACGGUCAUAACGACCAUCGGGUACGGCCACGCCGCUCCGGGCACGGACUCGGGCAAGGUCUUCUGCAUGUUCUAUGCACUCCUGGGCAUCCCGCUGACGCUGGUCACCUUCCAGAGCCUUGGCGAGCGGCUGAACACGCUGGUGCGGCGCCUCCUGCUGGCGGCCAAGCGCUGCCUGGGCCUGCGGCGGCCGCGCGUAUCCACCGAGAACAUGGUAGUGGCCGGACUGCUCGUGUGCGCGGCCACCCUGGCCCUGGGGGCCGCCACGUUUGCGCAUUUCGAGGGCUGGACCUUCUUCCACGCUUACUACUACUGCUUCAUCACCCUCACUACCAUCGGCUUCGGCGACUUCGUGGCGCUACAGAGCGAUGAGGCGCUGCAGAGGAAGCCGCCCUACGUGGCCUUCAGCUUCCUCUACAUCCUCUUGGGGCUCACGGUCAUCGGUGCCUUCCUCAAUCUUGUGGUCCUGCGCUUCCUUGCAGCCAGCACCGACGCGCCGGAGCGCGCUGCCCGCCUGCUCCGCCUGGGGGCGCCCGAGGGCCGCGGCCCCUCCCAGGCCUGCCGCCCAGCCCGCCCCAAGGCUCCCAUUUCCAUCUCUUAUCGCAUCCACCAGCUGGAGAAGUGGGCCCGCGACAAUCUGGGUUUCUCGCCCCCCACGAGUCCUAGAGCCGUGGGCUUCAGGGCAGGCAGGUCUCUGGUCAGGAGGAAGUCUAUAUGA